Molecule: messenger RNA, 1139 nt
Organism: Setaria italica (foxtail millet)
Lineage: Eukaryota; Viridiplantae; Streptophyta; Magnoliopsida; Poales; Poaceae
Product: heavy metal-associated isoprenylated plant protein 7
Exons: 4
Coding region: 139-1032 (297 amino acids)
Molecular function (GO): metal ion binding
Source: RefSeq, a predicted model, not a curated record
GGCAUCAUUAACUCCUUACCAUCCCCUUGCACAUCAGUUGCAAAUGUCCAAGCACUGAGUAGCGUAGCAGAGCAGUGUGCGGCAACGAGCGCAGUGUAGCGGUGGCACGCACACGUCGCCACGCGAAUCGGCGUCGCCAUGGGAGCGCCGGAGGCGGACAAGAAGAAGGUGGAGGAGAAGAAGAAGGUGGAGGUGAAGACGGCCAUGUACAAGGUGUACGUCCACUGCGGCCAGUGCGCGCGCGACAUCCAGACGCAGUUCACCGAGUUCCAAGGGGUUGAGGAGGUGAAGCUGGACGCUAAGGCAGGGAAGGUGACAGUGAAGGGCGUCGGCUUCGACGUCGAGAAGCUCAGGAAGAAAGUCGAGAAGGGUUGCAGGAAGAAGGUCGAGCUGAUUGUUCCUCCCAAAAAGGACGACGUCGUCAUUGAGGUCAAGAAAAAGGAGGAGGAGUUGAAGAUCAUCACAGUAAAGGUUCCCUUGCAUUGCCCCGAUUGUGCAGUAAGGGUCAAAGAGAUUCUGCUGGAGCACAAGAGUAUCUAUGCGGCCAAGACGGACCACACCAAGAACACCUGCACCGUCGAGGGCGUCAUCGACGAGAAGAAGCUGGUCGAGUAUAUCUACCAGAGGACGCGGAAGGGGGCUGUCGUCGACAAGAUCGAGAAGAAGGUGAUCAUCAAGGAGGAGAAGGUCGAGGUGAAGAAAGAGGUGAAGAAAGAUGAGAAGAAAGAGGAGAAGAAGGAGGUCAAGAAAGAGGAGAAGAAGGUCACGGAGGUCGUCGCCCCCUACUUCAUCCCCUGCACGCACCCGCGGUUCGUCGACUUCUCGCACCCGUUCCACCGCGGCGGCGGCGGCGGCUACGGUUCGCCGUGCGGCGAUGGGGGUUACGGCUACGGCGGCUGCGGCGGGUACCCGUACGGUGUCAGCUACACGCACUCCGAGCUCACAGGAUACCGUGACACGGCGUUCUUGCACUGCACACACCCAAAUGAGUUCAUCAGCGAGGAGAACCCGUAUGCGUGCUCUGUGAUGUAGAAUUUUCUUUGCAGGUGGAUUCAUGUCUCGAGAAUAAAUGUAACACUAAGAACAAUAUAAUAUCGAUAGCUCAAAUUUUGCUUCAGCUCAGACGAUUGGUUAUUUUA